ACGAUUCAAUGCUUGAUGACCCAGUGCCCGCGGUCAUGCCAGUUGACUCGGAGCCCACUGUCGUGCCUGAUGACGCGGUGCCCGCUGGCGAGCCAAAUGACCUGAUGCCUGGUGACCCAGUGCCCGCUGUCAUACCUGGUGAACCGAUGCCCGCUGUCGAGCCAGACAAUCCCAUGCCUGAUGACCCAGUGCCCGCUGUCAUGCCUGGGGGCCCGAUGCCUGUCGCCCCGCCUGGGGGCCCGAUGCCUGUCGCCCCUCCUGGGGGCCCGGCGCCCGCCGCUCCGCCUGGGGGCCCGGCGCCCACCGCUCCGCCUGGGGGCCCGAUGCCUGUCGCC
Molecule: messenger RNA, 335 nt
Organism: Staurois parvus
Lineage: Eukaryota; Metazoa; Chordata; Amphibia; Anura; Ranidae
Source: the annotation of a GenBank genome assembly